Molecule: messenger RNA, 2155 nt
Organism: Salvia hispanica
Lineage: Eukaryota; Viridiplantae; Streptophyta; Magnoliopsida; Lamiales; Lamiaceae
Gene: CNGC18
Product: cyclic nucleotide-gated channel 18
Biological process (GO): transmembrane transport; monoatomic ion transport
Cellular component (GO): membrane
Molecular function (GO): monoatomic ion channel activity
Source: RefSeq, a predicted model, not a curated record
AUGAAUAGGAUAUUCUCCCGGCCGGCGUCCCACCUCCGGCAGCUCCGGCGAUCGUUCACAUCCCGGCGCCACCACCACCACCCUCCCCCACACGACCCGACCGCCGCCGCCGCCGCCGCGGACGAGCCGAACUCCCUGACCAUCCUAUGGCACUACCAGAUCCUGGACCCGAACAGCGACAUCGUCAACCUCUGGAACCACAUCUUCCUCAUCUCGUGCCUCGUCUCCCUCUUCAUCGACCCCCUCUACUUCUACCUCCCCUACGUUGAGGACGGCGCCGCCUGCAUGAACAUCGACAUCUCCGCCUCCAUCCUCAUCACCUACUUCCGCACCGUCACCGACUUCUUCUACUUCCUCCACCUCCUCAUGAAGUUCCGCAUGGCCUUCGUCGCCCCCAGCUCCCGCGUCUUCGGCCGCGGCGAGCUCGUCAUGGACCCCCGCCAGAUCACCCUCCGCUACCUCAAAUCCGACUUCAUCGUCGACCUCUCCGCCACCCUCCCCCUCCCCCAAAUCCUCAUCUGGUACGUCAUCCCGGCCACGAAGACGGACGGGGGCGGCCAUUCCAACAAUACGCUAGCCCUCAUUGUGCUCAUCCAAUACAUCCCGCGUCUCUUCGUCAUCUUCCCACUCAACAACCGGAUCAUCAAGACCACGGGCUUCAUUGCGAAGACGGCUUGGGCUGGGGCGGCUUACAAUCUCCUCCUCUUCAUGCUCGCCAGCCAUGUGAUUGGAGCGUCGUGGUAUCUGUCCUCGAUUGGGCGGCAGCAUUCGUGCUGGAAGCAGAGGUGUAAUGAGGAGAUCUACACUCCUCCGCAUUGCAAUGUCAAGUUUCUUGAUUGCUCCAAGAUUAAAGCGAUGGGAGCGGAGCGGGAGAACUGGUUGAAUCUCACCACUGUUCUUGCUCGCUGCGAUGCCAAGAAUGGGGAUUCGGAUUUCAAGUUUGGUAUCUUUGCUGAGGCCUUCACUAGCCAAGUCGCCUCGUCUACUUUCAUGGAGAAGUAUGUCUACUGCCUCUGGUGGGGCUUGAGAAAUUUGAGUUCGUACGGGCAGACUUUGAGCACAAGCACGUUUGUUGGAGAGACCGUUUUCUGCAUAGUUCUGUGCAUUUUUGGGCUGAUUCUGUUUGCACAGUUGAUUGGGAAUAUGCAGACUUACUUGAGCUCAAUGACAUUGAGGCUAGAAGAGUGGAGAAUCAAGAGGAGAGACAUGGAGGAGUGGAUGAGGCACCGGCAGCUGCCACCGGACUUGCAAGAUCGCGUGCGUCGCUUCGAGCAAUACAGAUGGCUGACAACAAGAGGAGUGAAGGAGGAAGAGAUUCUCAAAUCCCUACCUCAAGACCUCCGCCGCGAGAUACAAAGACACCUCUGCCUCAACUUAGUUCGUGGCGUGCCCUUCUUCGCGCAAAUGGACGACCAGCUUCUCGACGCGAUCUGCGAGAGGCUGACGUCGUCCCUGAGCACGCAGGGCAGCUAUAUCGUCCGCGAGGGGGACCCCGUGGACGAGAUGCUGUUCGUGAUCCGAGGCCAGAUGGAGAGCUCCACCACCAACGGGGGGCGGUCGGGCUUCUACAACUCGAUCACGCUGAGGCCGGGAGACUUCUGCGGGGAGGAGCUCCUGACAUGGGCGCUCCUGCCCAACUCCUCGCAGAACCUCCCGUCCUCGACGCGGACGGUGAAGACGCUGACGGAGGUGGAGGCGUUCGCGCUGAGCGCGGAGGAGCUGAAGUUCGUGGCGAUGCAGUUCAAGAGGCUGCACAGCAUGAAGCUGCAGCACGCGUUCAGGUACUACUCGAACCAGUGGAGGACGUGGGGGGCGUGCUUCCUGCAGACGGGGUGGAGGAGGUACAAGAAGAAGAAGCUGGCCAAGGAGCUGGCGCUGCACGAGAAUUCGGGGGGAUCGCACGGCCACCACAUCGGGGCCACCAUCUUGGCCUCGAAGUUCGCUUCGAAUACGAAGAGGGGGAUUGCGCAGAAGCUGAGGGAGGCGCAGGCGACGGCGGCGGCGUCGACGACAUUCAGCCUCGUCAAGCCGGAUGAUCCUGAUUUCACUGAGGAGGUUUAGUUUUGCUUUGUUUUUAACAAAACUGUCUUUCUAUGUAUGUAUGUUACAUGUAUCACUCUUUCUUGCUUCAUUCACACAUUUGUGUAUAUAUCUU